Molecule: messenger RNA, 1322 nt
Organism: Serinus canaria (Common canary)
Lineage: Eukaryota; Metazoa; Chordata; Aves; Passeriformes; Fringillidae
Gene: TENT5D
Product: terminal nucleotidyltransferase 5D
Exons: 1
Coding region: 1-1176 (391 amino acids)
Biological process (GO): mRNA stabilization
Molecular function (GO): poly(A) RNA polymerase activity; RNA binding
Source: RefSeq, a predicted model, not a curated record
AUGACUGAGGACUUGGACCACAGAUUCAGUUAUCUCACCUGGGAUCAGAUUAAAAUCCUGGAUCAGGUUUUGACCGAGGCUAUACCUAUUCAUGGGAGAGGAAAUUUUCCAACCCUGGAGGUAAAGCCGAAGGAUAUAAUCCACAUGGUAAAGGAGCAGCUCAUUGAGAAGCAGAUCCACGUCAGGGACAUCCGCCUGAAUGGUUCCACUGCCAGUCACAUCCUGGUGAAGCACAAUGGCACCAGUUACAAGGACCUGGACAUCAUUUUUGGAGUGGAACUUCCCAGUGAGCUCGAGUUCCAGGUGGUUAAGGAAGCAGUUCUCAAUUGCCUAUUGGACUUCUUGCCGAAAUGCGUUAACAAGCAAAAAAUCACGGCUCAGACCAUGAAAGAUGCCUACGUGCAGAAGAUGGUCAAAGUCUCCACCGACCACGACCGCUGGAGCCUCAUCUCCCUGUCCAACAACAGUGGCAAGAACGUGGAGCUGAAGUUUGUCAGCUCGCUGCGGCGGCAGUUCGAGUUCAGCGUGGACUCCUUCCAGAUCAUCCUGGACUCCAUCCUGGCCGUCUACAGAGCCUCAGACCGGCCCCUGACACAGGACUGCCACCCCGCCGUCAUCGCCGAGAGCAUGUACGGGGACUUCAACCAGGCCAUGGACCACCUGAAAUACAAACUGAUCUCCACCCGGAACCCGGAGGAGAUCAGGGGAGGCGGCCUCCUGAAGUACAGCAACCUCCUGGUCCGUGACUUUAAGCCGGCGGAUGAGGCUGAAAUUAAAUCUCUGGAACGUUACAUGUGCUCCAGGUUCUUCAUUGAUUUUCCCGACGUUGCCGAGCAGCAGAGGAAAAUCGAGUCCUACCUGCGCAACCACUUCAUCGGGGAGGAGAAGAGCAAGUACGACUACUUGAUGACCCUGCGUGGGGUGGUGAACAAGAGCACAGUCUGCCUCAUGGGGCACGAGCGAAGGCAAACCCUCAACAUGAUCACAAUCCUGGCUUUAAAAGUGCUCGGAGAACAGAACAUCAUCCCCAACGCGGCCAAUGUCACGUGCUACUAUCAGCCUGCUCCCUAUAUCAGUGACAGAAACUUCAGCAAUUACUACAUUGCCCAUGGACAAACCCCUGUGUUCUACCAGCCGUACCCUUUCCACAUACAGCUACAGAGCGGGAUGGUGUAGGAACACUCCAACCUCCAAGCACUCACCGCUCCUCUCUUUCCAGUUCUCUCCUUAAUAAAGGCCUCAUUAAAGCGAGUUUUAUCAGCACCUUUGAGUUAAGGACAUAUUUUUGUGCAAGUUGCCAAAGUUGUUUGGUUGGUCAAUGU